This is a messenger RNA of Mytilus californianus (California mussel), 8459 nucleotides long. RefSeq names its product inactive histone-lysine N-methyltransferase 2E-like. The record is from RefSeq and is a predicted model, not a curated record. Gene Ontology annotation, molecular function: protein binding. The transcript has 29 exons. Lineage: Eukaryota; Metazoa; Mollusca; Bivalvia; Mytilida; Mytilidae. Bases 388 to 5679 code for a protein of 1763 amino acids.
CUCCGGUAAUGGCGGCUAUUCUUUGAAGUUGUCGUACCUGAGCUAACCAAAACAUUCAUUUAUAUUUGUUUAAUAACUCAUUUCAUGUUAAUGACAUGGUGUUGACAAGCUUUCUUAUACACAGAAGAUCAAGUGUGCUUACUUUUGGAACGUAAAACAGUCGCAUCAUUACAAAAACUUUCUGUUUUGAUUCGUUGUUUGCAAACGAUUUGUUUUGACAUUUCUGUAUCCAAAUAAGACGCUGGUUAUUGCGUUUAAUAAUAUAUCGCUUGACAGCGUAUGUGAUUUUAGCUCUUUGUUUUAAGUUGUUUUAUUAUUGUAUGCAAUGCAGCUUUAUUCAUGGAAAAAUCCAUCACCUGAUCAUUGGCAAGAUUUUGGCCCGUCACGAUGAGUGUUGUACUCAGAGUUGGAGCAGUUUAUCCAGAUUAUAAUGCUGGCUGCACAGAUGCUGACUCCUAUGAUGAUGGAAAUGCAGCUGAAGAUUACAGUAGACCAUCUUCACAGUCCUUUCCUGGCUGUUUUGGACUACCCUACCAGGAUCACAAUUAUGGAGCACCACCACCAGCUUCUCCUCCACCACGGAUUCCAUCACCUGCUUUUAUAGAUAAGAUAAAUGGUCAUAUUGAAGUAGAAGAGAUAUCAGUGACAAGUGUAGGUCAACAGGCCAGUGUUGAUGUGACAAGCAGUGAUGCUGUAGAUGAUAGUAUUACCAGAUGUAUUUGUGACUUCACUCAUGAUGAUGGAUACAUGAUAUGUUGUGACAAGUGCAGCGUAUGGCAACAUAUUGACUGUAUGGCUGUUGACAGAACAAAUAUUCCUGAAUCCUACUUCUGUGAAAUAUGUGAACCUAGAUCUCUGGACAGAGACAGAGCAAGACAAAUUCAGCUGCGAAAAAGGGAAUUCAUCCUUGCAGCGGAUUCAAGCACAGAUACAGAUCCAGAUGAGCCUGUUAAUAGGAGAAUGUCUCAAGAUAUGGGUAAAAAGGGAAAACCCAAGAAAAGAACAAAAAUUCUUAAAAGUAAGGACGACAAAGUCAGAAGAACAAAGAAGGACAAGAAAGAUAUAAAAAAGGAAAAAGAAAACAAAGAUUUAAGCAGAAGAUUGAGGAUAUCUUUGAAGGAGAGGGACUCAACAUCCAAAAAGAACAUAAAAAAUAAGAUGGGGAAGAAGUCUGGAUUUUUAUCAUUGAUUACGAAUGAUAAUGCUCAGCAGGAUCCCUGGGAUAGCUCUUACAGUCCAUGGGUUGAUAAAUAUGAAGAGGCAAAGGAGAACCAGUAUAGUGCAGAUAUGCAGGCAAUUCUUGGACUGAAGAAACUUAAUGGAUCUCUCACUUGUUCUGGUAAUUUUAACUACAAAAGAAAUGGAAGACUUCUUGUUCAGUUGUGUCAUGUUACAGAGGUAAACAAAAAUAGAAAGGGAUUGGAAGCAUCUGAGACAAUUGGUGAAGGAGAACCUAUCAUUGAAUACACUGGCAAUGUUAUGUUACGAGAACAAUUUGACAAGGCCAAUUUUUAUAAAAGGUUAAAUCCAUUUGUAUUAUUUAAUUCCAUGUUUGAUAACAUAGAACUGUGUAUAGAUGCUACAACAUAUGGAAACAUUGCCAGGUUCAUAAGAAGAUCAUGUAAAUCUAAUGCUGAGGUUAAACAUACAUUUGAAGAUGGAGAAUUAACAUUUAUUGUUGUAUCAACAAAAGUCAUCCCCAGGGGUUCUGAAAUAACCAUACCAUAUGAUUAUAAUUACAAAGAAUGUACAUAUUGUGUGGAAUGUGCCUGUCUGAGGAAUAAUUGUCCUGUAGCAAAGUAUUUCAAGAGGAAACAAAAUGCUCAAAACAAGAAAGAAAAAGAAAAAGUAGUGCAAAAAAAUGUGGUAAAAGCUGUAAAAACUCCGACAACGCCGGUUAAAGUCAUUAAUCAUCAACCCAAAUCACCAAGAUCACCGGCAGCAAGCCUUCCUCGUUCACCUGUCAAAUCUCCCAUUAGGAAGUCCAUUAGCAUUGAGGAGCCUAUUAUAAAAGAGGAAAUAGACGAGGUUAAACCAGAGGUGCCUCCUCCACCACCUCCUCCUGUGGUAUCUCCUGUCAAAGAAUCUGUCAUGGAGGAACGACUUCCAGAAGUCAAAGAGGAAAUUCCCCAAGACCCCAGCACAGACAGUGGUACAGAUCAUCAAGAUACACAUAGUGAAAGUGAGGAGAACCCUUCAACAGAAAGAACAAGAAGACUUUCAAGGGAAGAUAGAAAAAUGGAAGCCAUUAUGAAGGCUUUUGAGAAAAUGGAGAAGAGGCAAGAAAGACGAAAAGAAGCCUUAGCAAGAAUGGAUCAUACUACUAAAAAACCAGCUGCAAUAGGUAUUAAGCAAACAGAAGAACCCAAGAAAGAGAAAUUGAAAGCAAAGUGUCAGGAACCAAAAGAAACGAAAGAAACAAGAACAAGUGAGAGAAUAAGUAAUGCUGAAGAGGCAAAGAAAGAGAAAGCCAAGAUAGUUGAGAAAGUUGAAGUGAAACCUAUAGUGGAAGAACCUGUACCAACACUUCCCGAUCCACCAGCCCUUCCUGUUACACCAGUCCUACCCAUUACACCAGCCCUUCCAGUCAAGAAAGAACUUAAAGUUUCUCACAAGAAAAAGAAAAAGUCAUCAUCAAAAAGGAAGUCUAGGAUAAACAGCAGCAAUAUUGUAAAGUCUGAGCCUCAGUCACAAGAUGAAUCUAGUAAUACCACACCUAGCUGUCCAUCCACUCCAGUCUCAGCACCUCCUGAUGUCUCUAAUACACCUCCAUCAUUCAAGUUCUUAAAAACCAAGAAGCAUUUAAUGAAUGAAUGGUUGAGUGAGAAGAGUCAGGAUGUUGUUCCUUCACUGCCACCACCGCCACCAUCUGGCCAACCGUCUGGCCAACCAUCCAAAAUAGAGCCAUUGGAAGUACAGGUAGAGGAGGAUACAAUGUAUGUAGCCUGUCGUCCAAGUCCCAGGAAUGCUCUGGAUCAUUUGAGGAGGAAUAGUACCAGUGCAGGAUGCAGUCCUUAUAGCAAUCUAUCAUCAUCAUCAAAACAAGAAAGCAGCAUAGGCUCAGCAAAAAAGCGAUGGCUUAGACAGGCUAUGUUUGAUAAACCAGUCCCACAGAAAAGAUCUUUAUCACCACUAGGGCUUGCAGGAGGUACAAGUCCUAACCCACAUGUCAGUCUACCAAGUCCAGGAGGAUCACCCCCUGGGGAUUAUAUAACUCCACUAAAGAAGAGGAGGUUAGCUAGUUAUAGAGAGUCUAUUGACCAGCCUCCCACACCUUCUGCUGCUCAGAGUGUGGUGUCAUCCGACCAGGCAGAGGAAUUUAUAGAUGUACAAAACCCGGAUCCUGUGUGCGAGGCAGAAAUGGGACUUUCUAAAGUUAACAGGAAUGCAUCAGAAGCAUCUAACAAACCAAAACUAAUGGACAGUUUAGUGAGACAUUCUGUAGAAAGUGUGUGUUCAAACCACAGAACUUCAUCAGAUUCUCAGAUUUCAGCUGAUGAAGGGGAGAAAGUGACUAGUCAUUUAGAAUCUGUUUCAAGUAAUACUGAUUCUGUAAUGGAAAGCUCAAAUGAAUGUGAUAGCCAACAGGAAGAUGAUUCUGUGGAACGCAAUAUAGAUGUAAGUGACAACAGACUGGAGGCAAUGGAGGUUGACAGCACACAAAGUGACUCUGAGAAAAAAGAAGCUGUAUGUGAUAGUACAUGUAAAGUUGAAGACAACAGAGCAUGUAGUAGUUCUAUUACUGAGGCAUCAUUAGUAGAUAGUAGCUCUGAUGUAGGUGUAAACGAAGAGACAAAUGCAAACUCUGUUGAAAUGUCAGAAAUUAAUGUCUCGCAAGAAAAUGUUGGCAGUAGUAAUGUGUCACAGGUGCUUGAUUCGCAAGAAAAUGUGGGUAGUAGUAAUGUGUCAGAGCUACUGGUGUCACAGGAAAACGUGGGUAGUAGCAGUGUAUCUGAGGUACUGUUGCCACAGGAAAACGUGGGUAGUAGUAAUGUGGCUGAUAUUUCGAUUUCACAGGGAAAUGUUGGUAGUAGUAAUGUAUUGGACAUACAUGUGUCACAUGAAAACGUUGGGAGCAGUAGUGUGUCACAGGAAAACAUUUGCAGCAGUAAUGUGUUGCAGGAAAAUGUAGGGAGUAGUAGUGAUAGACAUGUACGAAAUUAUAAUUUUGAUGUUAGUAGUAGUAGUGAGUUACAUCACUUCUCAUCAAACUUAGUAGAAUCAUCUCAAGUGACAGAAAAUGUCAGUGUUUCAUCUACAGAACAAACUUGUAGUUCAUAUAGUGCUACCUCAGAAGGUGGGGGAAUGGCUGACAGUUCUAUGUCAGAAAACAAAACAGACUUAUCGGACAUGGGGUUAGCAGAUGUAUCGGCUGUUGGGGACUCUACACAAUAUGUAAAUAAUACUAGUGCUACUGACAGUGUAGGGGAACCUGUUGCCAGUUCAUCAAUGGCUGAGGACUCUGGUAUAAUGUUAGAGCCAUUAACACCACAAGAAUCACAUGGACCUUCAAAGAAAAAGGUUAGUUUACUGGAAUACAGAAAACGGCAAAAAGAGAAGACUCCAGUAUCGACAUCAACACCAUCAUCCAGUAGACCUUCAUCGACAACCAUCAUUGCUCCUUCAUCUACAACAUCACCCAUUCAUCGUCAUCAUCGCUUCUCAACACUUCCAUCACUUCCUUUGUUUGAUUCAUCGCCAACAAAGGAUAAUUCAUCUAGAUAUCAUUUUAAAAGCUCAUCUGAUCUUAUAAGGAAAAGGUCUAUAGAAACAAAAGAGAAGAGACCACAGUUAAGUUUGUCAGAGAGGUUAAGGAUGGAGUUUGGACUGGAGGAUAGUGAAGAGGAAAAAGAUGUUGAAAAAGAUCCCAGUCAUCACAGACAGACAUCAUUAUCAUCAUCUCAUAUUCCCCCACCCCCACCACCACCACCCAAGCAAGAGCCUUCUUCAGCACCUGUUUCCUCAUCAGUUUUUCAACAUCCACAAUUUCCUCAACCUUCUAUCAUGUUGAGAGGACCAUCGCCUGUCCUUGCCCAGAAUGGACCACAGCCUACCAGUGCACCUAUAAUGACCACUAUCAAUGGAGUUCCAGGACCAGUGGGACCUUCAUCAGUUAUGCCUCAAAUAGGGACGCCACAUAUGUUGGUGAAUGGAACACAGAGUCCUGUUCUUCCACCACAGAGCCCAGUCCUGCUACCACACCCAUCAAAUUCUAGUUCUGGUGGGAAGUCGAUUCCUUCAUUGUUAUCCAUUAAGACUUUUCCUACCCGUAACUUGCCAAAUGGUAAUGAAUCAGGAACAACACCUCCUUCAUCGGGACUAGUGGAUCAAUCAAACCUAUUUCAUUCAAAUAAUCAAGGUGUAUCAACAAACCAGCAUUUUGCAGCAAAUCAUAUCAACAAUUCACCUGUGGGAUUCACUCCACCAUCUGCUGAUAUGGCUCAGUCAUCCUCACAGAACCCACCCAUCUUCAACCAGAAUGGAACAACAUCACAACAAAACUUUAAUGGAACAAACAUGCCUUCAAAUGGACCAAUUGUGCAUGAAUAUAAUCAUGGUUAUAAUGAUCAACCAGCACAGAAACUCUAUCAUUCACAGGAUCAACGAAAGAAAUCAAACAAGUUCAAACGAAAACAUUAUAACAGUUACCAAGAUUCUGGAGGAGGUCAUUUUCAUUGAUACAUUGUACUUAAUUUAUUUUAGAAUAUAUUGAACAGUAUUUUUAUAUAACAUGUAACAUGUUUGUCGGGCAGCAAUUUUAUGUUAGCAGUUGUUUUGUUAUUGCAGAUAUUUUUCUUUUCAUUUUGGGUGUUUAUAUUUUGAGAUAGUAGCUGAUAGUAUAGUUCUUUUGCAGUAUUUAGUGGUCUUCACAUGCCUUAUUGGGUUUUAUAUAUACACUGUUGGUGGUCUUCAGAGGUUAGGUUUGAAAGUGUUCUGAAAAAAAUUGUUAAGACUGAUUUCAAGUUUUGGAUUCCUUUAAUAGAAUGAUAAAUCUAGGAAUAGCUCUGACUUUGACAAUCAUGAUUAAGAUGACGUAAAGAUAUUUAUACGUUUGAGAACCUGUUGAUGUUGAAGAUUGCAAAAUUCUUUCAUAACAAAAUUGAGGCUAGAUUCUAAAACUUUUUAGCAUUAUAAUUGAUUGGAGUUUUCUCCCUUUAUUCUGGAGUAAAGAUAUAGCUGUUUCAGAACAUCAUUUUAUUUUACACUUAAAUGAUCAGAGUUGUCUUAGCUUAAAUCGAAAUACAUAUUAUUGUUGAAGUUUUGUUUUAAAUAUGGUUAUACUAUUGAUCUUACUGAUAUAUUGUUUUAAGCAUUUAAAAAAAGGUUGCUCAUUAAUUAUAAAUUUCUGAACCACCAACAAGUAUCUGGAAGUUGACAAUAUAUGUAUAGCAUUUCAUUUAUAAUGAUAUUAUACAUCUCUUACAGCUAAUGUUAAAGCAUUUUAUGUAAAGGGCUGGCUACAUAUUUAAAAAAAGUAUUUAUACAUAGAUGGCAUCGUUUAAAAUAUCGUUUCUCUUUGUUUGCAAUAAAUGUUGAAUACAGUGAAAUGUUUAAUUUUAAUGUUGAUUGUAAUGUUCAAGCCGUAAAAGUCAAUUAAAAAAUUAGUGUUGAAAAUUCUAAUUGCAUUAAAUUUUCUAAUAUUUUCUUUGGACCAGGUGUUAACUAUGAUAUAUUUUGAUAAAUGUAUGAUUAGCAAAAUGCAUGUGCAGAGUUAGAUUUUUAAUUUUCUGGAAGUAAUAAUGUUUUAAGAAUUUAAAAGAACAAGGAAUUGCUACUGGCAAAGGUUUACCUACUUUGAAGAGGAAUUUCAAUUUUAUUUUUACUGAGAAAAAAUCAUAUGUAUUAUGAUAUUUACUUUCAAAUCACAAUUAAUCUUAACUAUAAAAAAAUGAUUCAAUUGUGAAGUAGGGAGAAACGAAAAAUUAGAAAUUUUCUAUGAUAUAUAUAUAGUAAAAAUUCAAAUGUACUGUCAUUGAUGUACAGGUAUAACUUACUGCCACUGAGGGGGGAAAAAUCAUGAUUAAGGGCAUUAACUACUGGGGGAAUCAUUCUUCAUUGUUUUAUUAUGAUCUCUUAGGCAAUUUUUUACAGCCUUAACAUGUAAAUAUUCAUUGUAUAUGUUUUCAUCUGUCAGCCAUCUGUAAAUAACUCACUGUGUACAUGUGUAGAUAACUUGUGUAGAUAUGUAAAUAUGUACAGUAUUUGUACAAUAGUGUACAAAGUAUUUUCUCACUUCUUUUAUCUUUCUCAACGUUAUUGAAAAAAUAAGGUAUAUUUUUCUAGGAGUUUGUUUACAAGAUUAGAAGUUUAAAUAUUUUGUGAAAGUUACAAAUUUAAAGAAAAAGUUGAGGAUAAACUUGUUACUUAAUAUCAAAUUAUUAUGUUUCUUUGAUAAGACUUUCUUUUUUUCUAUGUACAUUGUUUUUGCUUGAGGAAAUCUGUAACCAAUUUAUUGAAUUUAUAUGGGUAGCCUGUAAAACAGAAAAACAACAUUCUAAGCUUGGAAGCUUUUAAGUUUAUGUAAACUGUCCACUGGUUUACUGGGACUUAAAAUUAAGUGAUACGAUUACAUAUGAGUAUAGGGUUUUAUUAUAUUAAACACCCACUCUAAAAGUGGAGCCUAUAUUGCAUUCAACUUGUCAGUCCAUAUGUUCAUUUGUUAAACCAACAAAUAUUUUUGUCACACUUUUCUCAGAAACUACUUAAUAGAAUGACUUCAUUAUUGGUCAGCAACUUGACAAAUUAAUAGUUGUAAAAUGUGAGCAUUUUUAGGAUCUGUUAGAUAGCUACUACCUAUUUGCUGAUACUUUGAAUUUUCAAUAUGUUGACUUAACUUUAAAAAAAUUCAUCACACUUUUGCCAAAAUGUACUGAACAGACUUGCUUUAUAUUUGAUCAGCAGCUCAACAUUGAUUAGUUGUAUUGUGUGUGUGCUUUUCUGAUCAGUCAGAACCCUGCUUCAUGUUCUCCAAUACUUUGAAUUUCGAGACGGGGUAUGCAUAGCACACAAACACCUGCAUUCUUAUUUCAGUAUUCUUUAGAAAACUUUAUGUAGUAAUGGUAAAGCAUUCAACUUUAACAUAGAUAAAAGCUAUAGAAAGUGUAAUAAGUUGUGGUUAAUUAACAAAAGAAUGUAUGCUAGCUUACAUGAGAAAACUGCAUCAUAGUUUAAACAGUGGUAACAUGGUUUGAUCAGUAAGAAAUCUACUGCAAAAUAAUCAUUGAUUUGAAAUUAACAGUUGUUAACAGUUGUUAAAGCACCCUUUAUAAGAAUUUUAGAUUUAGAUGUUACAGAUUUUUAUUGAUGUACGAGCCUGUUGUAUAAAGCAAUGUACAUUUUGUUUCUGUCUGUCCUAAACUGUCUUUAUAAUUUAUUUCUGUCUUUAUGUGUGUAUGAGUGAAGAGAAAAAGGGGUAAUGACCAACUGUACAGAGUCAAAAUAAAACAAAUUUAAUCUUA